GAUGCAGUUGCUAGGGAACAGAGGAGACGUCCAUCUUUUGCAGCUUGUUCCAGAUACAGCAAGGUUGGGAAAGGUUUGCCUUUCGUAAAGGAGGGAAAUAAAUGCACCAUAUAAAAGAGAGAAGGACGGAACGCUAGGUGAUGUGACGUGAUCUGGAGCGGGAUUAUGUGCUGGUCUGGCAUGAAUUAUCAAACACAUCUGAUAGCUGCUCAACAGGAAUCUGUGCGUUGUUGUUUCUGGAUGGUGAUGGCCAUGCACAGAUCCUGAGACGCCCCUCUUUGUCUGAGCAUCCACAGACGGGACGGGCUUCACCCGACAGACAGACAGAGAGACAGAUCUGAUGGAUUCAGUGGAGAGCUGAGAAAUCAACAGGCCUGAAGCUGAAACACACACACACACAGAGAGAGAGAGAGAAACCAACGCCUGCCCAGAGAAACUCCUUCUGUUGCACUUGUAAAUGUGCUGAUCUUGUGUGAUCGGGAGCAGAGGAUGGGAACCACUGAAGCCACUCUACGCAUGGAGAACAUGGAGGUGAAAGAUGAGUGGCAAGAUGACGAUUUCCCACGGCCUCUUCCUGAAGACGGUGAUUUAGACGGACUCACUGACAACACUGCUCAUCGUGCCGCUCUGACGGCGGAUCACACGGAAUCAGUCCGACAGAAGCGCCGCACGCUGAUCGCUCCGGAUAUCAACCUGUCGCUGGAUAAAAGCGAGGGUUCGCUGCUUUCUGACGACUUCCUGGAAACUCCAGACGACCUGGACAUAAACGUGGACGACAUCGACACGCCAGACGACGACUCGCUCGGCUCCCUCAACAACGCCAACGAGCUGGAAUGGGAAGACGACACUCCGGUGGCCAGUGCGAAGGGUGCAGGCGGCGAGGGGGGCGACGGUGCGGGCCGUCUGUGGAGGACGGUGAUCAUCGGAGAUCAGGAGCACAGGAUAGACAUGCAGGUCAUCAGGCCGUACCUGCGCGUCGUCACGCAUGGAGGUUAUUACGGUGAAGGACUGAAUGCCAUCAUCGUGUUUGCUGCCUGCUAUCUGCCCGACAGCGGCUGCGCAGACUACAGUUACAUCAUGGAGAACCUCUUUCUGUAUGUGAUCAGUAGUUUGGAGCUGCUGGUAGCUGAAGACUACAUGAUCAUCUAUCUGAACGGAGCCACGCCGCGCAGGAGGAUGCCGGGCAUCAGCUGGCUCAAGAGAUGCUACCAGAUGAUCGAAAGACGGUUAAGAAAGAAUCUCAAAUGUCUGAUCAUCGCGCAUCCCUCCUGGUUCAUCCGGACAGUUCUGGCCAUCUCACGGCCCUUCAUCAGUGUGAAAUUCAUGGAAAAGAUCCGGUACGUCCAGAGUCUGGAGGAACUGGCUCAGAUUGUUCCCAUGGAGCAUGUGCAGAUUCCCGAGUGUGUGCUGCAAUGUGACGAGGAGCGAAUCAAAGCGCAGAGAGAAAGGCUUGAACAACUGGCCAAGACAUCAGAGAGAUACACCUCAAGGCAGGGAUUCAUCUGUGCAUGUCAUUUUCCAAAGAUGUUCCUUUGAAGAACAAUCAUCUCAAAACACAACAAUGAUGUUUGUGGUGCUCUGUCUACAGUGCAGUUUUUCCAUACACACUGACCUUUGACCUGGAUCACAACCGGACCGCGGUUGAGUAAGUGUGAACGAGAGAGAAAACAAACGCUCACAGACUCUUUUCUAACAGAAGAGGAACAUCUGCGCAAAAUAAACAUCUUGUGUAACAGUCAUUGUGUUGUACAGAUGUAGAACGUGGGAUGUUUUUAACUUGACUUGUCAGUUUAUCCAUGUUCACCUGCCAACCGCUUCCACAAUGAGAAACACAUUCAGUCUCUUACAUAAUGCAGCAGUUUACAGGUUUAAAGUCAACAUGAAAUCAUGUUGUAAUCUUUCAUUGGACAAUUGCCAUGAAAACAACCAAGCGCCAAAUGAUUAUUUAGUCAUAGUUUUGGGCUGUUGCUGUAGAUCUUUUAAUCUUUUCCAAAAUCUUGUAAGUGGUUAAAGAAAUAGUUCAACCAAAA
Molecule: messenger RNA, 2030 nt
Organism: Sinocyclocheilus anshuiensis
Lineage: Eukaryota; Metazoa; Chordata; Actinopteri; Cypriniformes; Cyprinidae
Product: caytaxin-like
Exons: 12
Coding region: 490-1536 (348 amino acids)
Biological process (GO): apoptotic process
Cellular component (GO): cytoplasm
Source: RefSeq, a predicted model, not a curated record